CCCUGGGGCUCAGUUCCACUGGCAACUCCUCGUCGAGCCGGCCUUGGGACUUGAAGCCGUCACGGCUCGCGAAUGCCACCGCCGAAAGGCAAGAGGAACGCGGCAAACACACACGACAAGCGGCAUGAGAACGGCCUCGCGGCUCCCGGCAAGCGCAUCCCCAAGCUACGCUCUCCCCCGACUCCCGACGGCCUCGCGAAUGGCAAGCCCCCCUCGUGCUCUCCGCCGCUGCCGCCUACGGAUGUAAACCCGCCUGCUGCCCCGUCCCCAGCUCCCGGCAAUGUUCUGGCCCACGCGCCCAACUCAGAUUCCCAAAUGCCCGAAGACUCGUCCGGGAGAAGGCCGCUUGGAGCCCGUGGCCGCACCGUUUCCGACACGUCGCACGAUGGCGACGAUGGCCCUCCCUUGGACCACGCCAAUGGCUCCGUAGAGCCGCUGCCGCGCCCAGCCCUGCAGAAGCCGCACCUCAAUGGAUCCCGCAGCUCCAUUGCUUACAAGAACAGCGCCGCUUCGACCGCCAUGACCAUCAUCUCCUCGUGCCCCGUCCGCGACGUUGUCGCCAUCCUCAUCAUCCUGCUGCAACUUCCGACCACCGUCCUCACCAUCAUCCAACUCUUAUUCGCUACCCUCACCUUCGUCCCGCCAAGCAGCACCGCCUCGUUCAGCAGCCUUCCGAGCUUCAGCGAAGUUUUCAAAGGAUCCCAAGGCAUGCCCUCGCUCGGCACCAUACUUCUCUGCGAUUUGCUGGCCCUGAUCGUGUGGGGGCUCCUUCCCCUAUUCGCGCAGGGCAUCGCAUUCGACCUCGCCCAGGCCGUCAUCGCCAUUUCGCUGGGAGGCGCCGCCGCCGGCAAAGGUGGCGUUUCGCAGAGCGUCGCGGUCUGUGCCAGCAUCAUUUUUUGCACCCACGCAUACCGCCAUCGGUCGAUCCGCCACUACGCAAUACGCUGGCUGCAUUUUGUGCUGUCCAGAAGCGGUUUUGACCUUUUUAGUCCCCCGCCGCCUCCGUCGCCCUACUCGGAUUCUUCUAAUUUUUCCCACGGAUGGCCCCGGUCUGUGCUGGGAUUGCAUAUACUUUCACAAGGGAUUCUACGGUUGGGAAGGCGUUGGUUUAUCGCGAAACAAGAUCGACUGCCGUCAGCCACACCUGGCAGGAGGGUAGAUCCAGAGGCUGCGGCUGCAGCUCAACUUCCGCGGAGCACGCCUGACGCUGCGAUAGACAGCAGCUCGAGCGCGGCGGCCGAUGGAAGGCAUCCUGGGCCCUCGCCUGCAGGAGUUGAUAGUAGGGAAAGGUCUUUCAGUUCUAGUUCUAAGAAAAAGAAAAGGCACGCGACUCAAGUCCGGAGUCAGCAGCCUUUUUGGGCCGCACUUGCGAGCACAAAAGUUACUUUUUGGAAGGAGGUUCAGCAGAGCAAUGACUCUGCUGAUAGCAACGAGGCGAAUUCAACGGAUGUUAAUCACAUUGGCGAUGCUCAUUUCAGGGUAGGCGAGGAUAGGGUUUGGAUUAUGGAUGUUGGAGCGACGGAGAUCACCUUUGGAGCGAGCGUUAUGGAAAAAAAUAUUGAUAAGGAGAGUGGCGGAGAGGAACAGGAGUCCAGUCUUGGAGCGGGAAUCGACAGGAAGAAGCCGUUCUACGUGCGCCUCAACGGUACUAACUGGGCGUCGACGAGCAUUACGGGAGCAGGACAAGACUCAACUUCAGGUGAUGGGCCCGCGAGCAAGUGGUCGGGGAAGAUCUUUGGUCUUACGCCUCAACAAAACUACAAAUGCGAGUUUGUUAGGACCGCAGACCGAACAACCUUCCAUUCGACUAGUCUCAUCACUCAGUCUGCUCCCAGUGCAGAGCAGGCUUCACUUUCGCAGCCCGUCCAUCAAUCUCUUCGCCCGCAAUCCCCCCGUACCCUGCUUCGGAAUAACGUUGCCAAUCUCGAACACGAGCUCCAGGAGUUACGCGCGCAGCAGAAACGAAACCAGAGAUCCCACGGAAAGGCCCUUGCUGCAGACAAGAAAGAAGUGGAUAUCGUUCACGGCAAGAUCCAGACUUCUGGUGGUGCCGAUGAUCGGUUGAAGCAGAAGAAGCGCCAGCUUUCUGAGGCCAUCCGUCAAGCAGAAGAGGCGACCUCGGAUAUGGCUGCUCAAAACAUCGGUCUCGCCAGGAUCCCGGAGGACGAAUCCAAGGAGUACGCUGCUGAGCAACGAAGCUGGCGUGAAGAGAAUGGCCGUCUCAGUGGCGCCAAGAAAACCCAGGACCGCUGCAAAGCCGACGCCGACCGUGACCUUGCCAACACCGAGUCUGAGUACGCUUCCAUCGUUAAGAAGCGCGAGCGUCUCUAUGCCCGUCAAUCCAAGCUCAACGAGCAGCACGAACGCCUCAGCUCGCUCAACGCGCAGGACCGGGAUGCUCACGACAAGAAGCUCAACGAUCGGGCGGUUCAGCUACAGGCGCGCGCGUCGCACGAGGCUCAAUACCUCGGCCAUAUUAUGCAGUUCGAGCACACGACGACCGACUUGCAGCGCAAGGUGAUGGAGGUCAACCAGCAGAUCCAGCAUAUGCAGGUCAUGUACACGCAGCCUGCCCCGCCUCCAGGCCAAACCGUACCCACGACGCCCGAGGGACCUCUUCCCGGCACGGCGGGUCCGGCCGCAGCGCACAACUUCACGCCAGUGUACCAGUUCCCGCCGCUGGCGAGCCAGCUCAACGGCAGCACGCCAGCCUCGUUCCGCGAGGGCCGCGGCCGAUCCAGCUCCAUGCUCUCCGACAUGAGCGGCUUCACGGACCACAACGUCGACCCGCCCGUGCAUCACCACCACAGCGCGGGGCCGGUGUUUGGCCCGCUGCCCAGCGGCCCGUUUGGCAGCAGUGGUUCCAGCAUGCCGUUUGCGCCGUUUGCACCGCCGCCUCCGCCGCCCCCGCCGUAUCUCCCACCCCCGUCGCACCUGCUGACUAAUGGCGAGAGCGGCGCGCGCAAGGGCAGCAGCGAGAGCGGUUCUGGUGGCUCCGGGUCCGGCACUGGUAGCGCGCCGGCGAGCCAGCGCGAUCCGGCGAGCCCGGCGGUCAAGACGGCGCAUGUGAGCCCGGUGGGCGCAGCUUCAUCGCUUGUUGGCGGUGGCGGCGGUGGCGGUGGUGGGCAUCAGCAGCAGCAGCAGCAGCAGUAGCAGCAGUAACAGCAAGUGUAGCUGUAGCUGUAGCUGUAGCUGUAGCGACAUCUCGCCGUCUGCGGGUUUCUCUACCUGGCUAGCUCCUCCUCUCGGCCUUCUUCUCUUCCGCUCUUCUUCUUCUUCCUUUUCUCUUCUUCGACUUCUUCGUCUCCCUGCCCAGAGUAGAUAGCUGAUGACGAUGAAACAUCCGUCGUGAUUUUCCUCCUUUCUAUGUUUGGCUCCCUCUGCGUCUGCGUGCGUGCUUGUGUAUGUGAUUUAAUGUGACGCG
Messenger RNA from Aplosporella prunicola CBS 121167, 3424 nucleotides. RefSeq lists its product as uncharacterized. The coding region runs from base 73 to 3153 and encodes 1026 amino acids. The transcript is spliced from 2 exons. The record is from RefSeq and is a predicted model, not a curated record. NCBI's taxonomy places the organism in Eukaryota, Fungi, Ascomycota, Dothideomycetes, Botryosphaeriales, Aplosporellaceae.